AAAACGGUGCGCAUGUAACCUUGUGUUUGUGUUGCUUUAUGGGAGUGUUAAAUCAGCUGGAAACAACGUGAAAACAUUUUAGAUGUGUAUUUUGAUAGUAUUAUUCAGGAGCUAUGAGUAAAUAUAUUUUACCAGUUUCUGUUUUUGGAACAGUGAUCGGAUGCGCUGUUUUACUGAAGAACCAUGUGACUGGAGGCCGGUGCCCAAGUAAAGCUACCAUCAAUGGAAAGACUGUGAUUAUAACAGGAGCCAAUACAGGCAUUGGGAAAGAGACUGCCCAAGAACUGGCCAAGAGAGGGGGCCGGAUCAUUAUGGGAUGUCGGGACAUGGAGAAGUGUGAGGCAGCUGCAAAGGAAAUACGAGGGCAUACUUUGAAUCCUCACGUCUAUGCAUGUCACCUUGAUUUGGCCUCCAUGAAAUCGGUCAGAGAGUUUGCAGAGAGAAUCAACCAAGAGGAGCAGCAUGUGGAUGUUCUGAUAAACAAUGCAGGGGUCAUGAGAUGUCCUGCAUGGAAAACAGAAGAUGGCUUCGAUAUGCAGUUUGGAGUCAAUCACCUUGGCCACUUUUUGCUCACAAAUCUUCUGCUGGAUAAGUUGAAAGAGUCCACCCCCAGUAGAGUGAUCAACCUUACCUCGCUCGCCCACAUCAUUGGAAAGAUUGACUUUGAGGACUUGAACUGGGAGAAAAAGAAGUUUGAUACCAAGCAGGCGUACUGUCAGAGCAAGCUUGCCAAUGUUCUGUUCACCAGAGAGCUCGCCAAGCGAUUACAAGGCACAGGAGUCACAGUGAAUGCUGUGCACCCGGGCGUUGUUGCUACGAGGCUCGGGAGGCACACCAGCCUGCACCAAUCACAGUUCUCAAGUUCUGUGCUUGGUCCCUUUUUCUCGUUGUUGGUAAAGAGCCCAAAGCUGGGUGCCCAGCCCAGCAUCUACCUGGCUGUGUCUGAGGACCUGGAGGGGGUGACAGGGCGGUACUAUGAUGUAAUGACAGAAAAGGAACCAGCGCCCCAGGCCCUGGAUGAGGAGGCAGCUCGCAGGCUGUGGGAGGUCAGCAGCCAGCUGGUGGGUCUGGAGGAGGAAGGACAAUACCACAAGUCAAACCUGUCAGCAGAAAGCCAGAGCAAACCUGCAUAGACACGCCAGUGGAGCCCAGGACCAGCUGUCAGUGCUGUGGGGCUGUAGUUCUGCUCUGGUCUCUGGGCCAGCAGCAAAUAAUGGAUCCUCAUGGCCUGAGCUGUGCUGGGCUCAUAACUAUUAACUGUACAUGCCUUUGUUCCUGCAUCAGGAUAUUUUUCUGUAGAACAUAUAUAACAAUCAGCCUUUGGCAGUUUUUUACAUCAAGACAAAAUUUUAAAAGAAGUAUCACUUUGAUUCUUUUAAAAUAAAAAGUUGAAUUGAUAAA
Molecule: messenger RNA, 1401 nt
Organism: Monopterus albus (swamp eel)
Lineage: Eukaryota; Metazoa; Chordata; Actinopteri; Synbranchiformes; Synbranchidae
Product: retinol dehydrogenase 13
Exons: 7
Coding region: 114-1133 (339 amino acids)
Source: RefSeq, a predicted model, not a curated record